Molecule: messenger RNA, 1955 nt
Organism: Linepithema humile (Argentine ant)
Lineage: Eukaryota; Metazoa; Arthropoda; Insecta; Hymenoptera; Formicidae
Gene: Aldh
Product: Aldehyde dehydrogenase
Molecular function (GO): aldehyde dehydrogenase (NAD+) activity
Source: RefSeq, a predicted model, not a curated record
CUCGAGAGACGUCGAGAGAUCAGAGCAGACUGGUGCAGACCAGAGUAGACUAGAGUAGAUUGGAGAUGAUACGUCUCUUGCAUUUAUUCUCUUGAUUUGUAUAAUUUGCGUGAAUCCGACAACAUGUUGCGUGUGCUGAAGAAAUUUCGCGAUAUCCGAUAUUUCUCGACUGCGGCCCUACCGGCACCAGAUACGAAUCCACCGAUUCUAUACGCAGGAAUAUUUAUCAAUAAUGAGUGGCACAAAUCCAGAUCUGAGAAGACAUUUCCUACUGUUAAUCCUGCUACGGGCGAAAUAAUCGCCGAAGUGCAGGAAGGCGAUAGCGCGGAUAUUGAUAUCGCUGUGCAGGCCGCUAAAAGAGCCUUUAAAAGAAAUUCACCAUGGCGAACUAUGGAUGCUUCUCAAAGAGGAGUUCUCUUAAACAGAUUGGCUGACUUGAUGGAGCGUGAUAAAAAAUAUCUAGCGUCGUUAGAAACCUUCGACAACGGCAAACCGUAUUCAGCUUCAUAUAAUGUGGAUUUGGCCGGUAGCAUUGGCGUGCUCAGAUAUUACGCAGGAUGGGCUGACAAAUGGCAUGGGAAGGUUAUACCCGCUGAUAGUAAAAUCUUUGCAUAUACAAGACAUGAACCAGUGGGAGUAUGCGGCCAAAUUAUUCCGUGGAACUUCCCCAUAUUGAUGAUGGCGUGGAAAUUGGGCCCAGCUUUAGCUACAGGAAACGUUAUCAUCCUGAAACCUGCGGAACAAACCCCGUUAACAGCUCUUUAUAUAGCGCAACUGACGAAGGAAGCCGGCUUUCCUGACGGAGUGAUCAACGUGGUUCCUGGCUACGGUAAAGCCGGAGCUGCAUUAGUAAAUCAUGAUAAAGUCGAUAAGAUCGCAUUUACGGGGUCUACAGAAGUCGGUCAGCUAAUAAAGCAAAAUGCUGCUAUAAGCAAUUUAAAAAGAACGACGCUGGAGUUGGGUGGAAAAUCUCCCAAUAUUAUCCUACAGGACGCCGACUUAAGUCACGCGGUGGAAACAGCUCAUUUUGGAUUAUUCUUUAAUAUGGGUCAAUGCUGCUGCGCGGGAUCUCGAACUUUCGUUCAAUCAAAGAUUUAUGAUGAAUUCGUGGAGAAGAGUGCGGUUCGCGCCAAGUCUAGAACCGUGGGAGAUCCAUUUGAUUUGAAGAUAGAGCAAGGUCCACAGAUUGAUGAAGAGCAAUUGAACAAAAUUAUGAAUCUGAUAGACUCCGGUAAAGAAGAGGGUGCUAGCUUGGUAACAGGCGGCGAGCGUGUCGGCGAUAAAGGAUAUUUCAUCGCUCCGACGGUAUUCGCAAACGUGAAAGACGAUAUGACUAUAGCCAGAGAAGAAAUCUUUGGUCCGGUUCAGCAAAUUCUAAAAUUUGACGACUUGGACGAAGUUAUUGAACGCGCUAAUGAUACCGAUUAUGGAUUGGCCGCUGCAGUUUUCACAAAAGAUAUCGAUAAAGCGAAUUAUAUCGUGCAAGGUCUUCGUGCGGGUACCGUAUGGGUCAACACAUAUAAUGCUCUGGUCCCCCAAGUACCGUUCGGUGGCUACAAAAUGUCCGGACAUGGCAGAGAGCUUGGAGAGUAUGGCCUUGAGGCGUACACGGAAGUAAAAAGUGUCAUUGUCAAACUAAAUGAGAAAAAUUCCUAAAAUAUAUAUAUUAUAUAUACAUUUAAAGAAUUUAUAUAUAUAUAUUUUUUUAUAUACAUAUAACUUUGUUCCUAAAAUAUAUAUAUUUUAAGAAUUUUGUAUUAAUGUAGUUGAAAAUAGCAAAAUUGGCACUUUGCUUAAAAAUUCCACAAAUCUAAUUUUGCCACAGUUCUUGCAUAAUUUCUUUUGCAACAAUUUAUUAUAAUUCUUCCCGAUGCUUUUUAUUUAUAUGAUUACAGUAGAAGAGUAAAGAAUAAGAGAUAAUUUUUUAUAGCAUAUUUACAGCUCAUCAAAUUCCG